Messenger RNA from Cololabis saira (Pacific saury), 1311 nucleotides. Its product is annotated as cilia- and flagella-associated protein 157-like. The record is from RefSeq and is a predicted model, not a curated record. Bases 1 to 1311 code for a protein of 436 amino acids. The transcript has 9 exons. Lineage: Eukaryota; Metazoa; Chordata; Actinopteri; Beloniformes; Belonidae.
AUGGCAAAGGACGAGGCAGGAAAAGAAAAGGAGUUAUAUAUAACUCAGAUGAAACAUCUGGAGGAAAACCUUAAACGAUCGGAGCUCAGACGUGAUGCUCUGAGGAAAGAAAACAAGGAGUGUACCAUACACUGCAACAAACAGGAGCAGGACGACCGUGAUGAGACAUUGUACCUAACGCACCGCCUUUCUGAACUGAAGGAAGAUAAAGAGGAGGUGGUGGGACUGUUGGAGAAGGAGCAGUUACUUGCAAAACAGUUUGCAGAGGCGGAUGAGCUGCUGAUGAGUCAGGAGAGGCAAGAGACCCAAGAGUUACAGGAGAGGAUCGAUCACUUAACCUCUACGCUCGACAAGCAAGCUGCUCAGGAGAAGGAGCAGAAUGCAGAGCUGGAGGAGCUGACUCAGAAGCAGUCCAGUCUGAGUUGUGAGGAGCUCGCUGCUCAGCUGGCUGCUCUGCAUAAUGAGCAUAAAACUGCUGUUGAAAAGCUGAAGCACAACAAGGCAAAGAGGAGAAAUGAAAUGGAGAAUGAAAUGAAGCAGGCCGUGAAACUCGAGGCCCAAGCCGCUCUUAAACUGAAAAGACGUCAGCACAAGAUGGAUGAAAUGAAAGCUUAUCGUGUACUUCCAAAUCCGAAGGUCCUGAAACAGCAAAAAAUGUCUUUGAAAAAACGCCUUGUGGCGCUUCAUAAGGAGGAAGAAACAGAACAGAUCGUCCUCAGUAAAAAUAUCAAGAUGAUUUCUGACCUCGAAAAAGAAAAAGAGGUCCUGACUGGGCAAAUCCAAAAGCUCCAGGAUGAAAUGAAGGCUUCAGUAAACCGCCGUCAGGCUCUGCUCGAGAAGAACGAGGCUUUCAGACAAGAUCAGGCCGAGGAGCAGAUUCAGUUUGCCGUCAAACAGGCUGAGCUGGUCAGCCAGCUGGAGCAGGAGAGGAGUGAGGUCAGGAAACUGGAGCGAGUCAUGAAGCAGGGAACAGCUAAUCUCACAACGGUCCUGAAGAAGCCUGAGAGAAGGUCUUAUGUUGGGAAGAAGAUGGAGGAGGUGCUGAAAGCUCUAGAGAGCGCCUGCCCAGAAGCAGCCAGUGAAAAGACUGCAACCCCGGAUCGUGACCCGUUGUUCCUGCUGGCCAAAUACAGUCCAGGUGAUGAUGGUUUCGUACCCCGACCCACAUGGAACCCCAAAACACGUUCCAACGGGACCGUGCCACCUCACGAAAGGGAAAGCGGCUGUCGCCGGACUUCUGGUCAACGAGACGGCCUGGCCUACCGUCGUGCUGGGGAAAACUUUCGUCUCUUCCAGGACAAAUAUAUGUAG